AUGGACCCUGCAACAGUCCAGCGCUUAAAGGAGAUUCACAGGAGGAAUGCUCCUGAUAUCUUCUUUCUCAUGGAGACUAAAAACAACACUGAAAUGAUCAAAAAGACUGUCCAAUGGCUCCCCCUUGACAACACACAUGUAGUUCCGCCACACAGCCCAGGUGGAGGCGGUUUGUUCCUCAUCUGGAAACCUGACAUCCAACUCACAGUUAGAAAGAGCACAAGAAACUACAUUGAUACGAUCAUUACGGAUAAGGGCGUUACCUUCCAAGCGACCUUUGUGUAUGGAGAACCAGAUCAGACAAAAAGAUAUGAGGUAUGGAAUCAGAUAUCAACUCUCCAACCAACAACAGGGACCCCAUGGUUUUUAACCGGAGACUUCAACGAAAUCACUGACAACAGUGAAAAAUCAGGAGGUCCGGAGAGAGCAGGAGGCACAUUCUGCGCAUUUAGAUCCUUCCUCUCACAAAAUGAUCUCUUCGAUGUUAAACACUAUGGAAAUUUUCUAUCCUGGAGAGGGAACAGGAACUCACAUGUAGUUCAAUGCCGUCUGGAUAGAGCAAUAAGCAAUAGUGAGUGGAUGGACAAAUUCCCGUCGUGCCGGUGCCAAUACCUUAUGGUCGAAGGCUCUGACCAUCGGCCCCUCAUAUCCUUCUUGGAUACAACAAGGAAAAAAGGAAUGAAGAUUUUUAGAUUCGACAGAAGGUUAAGAGACAAUGCAGAGGUCAAAAAUCUUAUCCAACGAGUAUGGGAUUCGAAUCCUUAUCUUGAUGUUGAGGACCGUCUAGGCCUUUGUCGAAGAGAAAUCUGUAAAUGGAGCAAAGCCUUCCAGGAAAAUAGCAGGAAAACCUUGGUCCUACUCCGAGCUCAACUAGAUGUUGCGAUGACAAACUCCAUUCCGAACAAUGAUCUGAUACAUCAAUUAAAUAUGAGUUUGCUACAAACCUAUUUAAAGGAAGAGGAGUAUUGGAAACAAAGAACCAGGCAGCUCUGGUUAACUCUAGGAGACUCCAAUACAGGCUAUUUCCACGCUACUACUAAGGCAAGGAAAGCAAAGAACAGAAUGACCGUAAUAGAAGAUGACAAGGAGGUACCUCACUUUGAGGAAGAACAAAUCGCAAAGGUCAUUUGUCAAUUCUAUAACCAGCUCUUCAUCUCCUCUGAUUACGAUGGCCUACAUACGGUCGAAGAAGCUCUAUCUCCAUGUGUGACACCUGAAAUCAAUGAAGAACUCAUUAAAGAUCCCACACCAUCAGAAUUAGAGAAGCAAUAUUUGCGAUCCACCCUGAUAAAGCACCUGGACCUGACGGUUUCUCAGCCAGCUUCUUCCAAGCAAAUUGGGAGGUUGUGGGACCUGAGGUAG
Molecule: messenger RNA, 1362 nt
Organism: Brassica oleracea var. oleracea
Lineage: Eukaryota; Viridiplantae; Streptophyta; Magnoliopsida; Brassicales; Brassicaceae
Exons: 1
Coding region: 1-1362 (453 amino acids)
Molecular function (GO): catalytic activity
Source: RefSeq, a predicted model, not a curated record